Molecule: messenger RNA, 993 nt
Organism: Limulus polyphemus (Atlantic horseshoe crab)
Lineage: Eukaryota; Metazoa; Arthropoda; Merostomata; Xiphosura; Limulidae
Product: tumor protein p53-inducible protein 11-like
Exons: 6
Coding region: 93-806 (237 amino acids)
Source: RefSeq, a predicted model, not a curated record
UUCACGUUUGGCAUUAAAUUUGGUGCUGUGCGUGUGAUUUCACUUACCCAAACACGCGUACAUUUAGAUGUGGUAGCACGGAUAACAAGCACAUGCUUUUGAACACAAGGAAACACAGCAGUGGUGAUCUUCUAAGUCGACUGAAGACAAGAAAAAUAUUAGGAGUAGGAGAAACUGAUAAUGGAGACGUUCACAGAUCCAAGAUCAGCCAGGUGUUGGGUCACAAUGAGCAUCUGUACGUCAAAUUUCCAAAAGGAUACACUGUCUGGUAUUUCUCAAUGGCGAUAUUUUUCACUGUUUCAGGAGUAAUAAACUACUUACCAUCGAGUAACUUCUGUCAAGGGUCACCGAAGUCCAGCAUGGAUCAAGACCUAACUGGCCUUUCUAACAGGUUUUAUGGAGCAUCACAAUUAGCUUUUGCCACACUCUUCUGGUGUUUUUGGGAUACCACUGACAAAACUGUCGUUCGACGUCUGAUCGCAGCUGUCCAGUUGGCUCAUGUCUUGCAACUCAUAGCUGUCAUUCUGUACUCCUGGAAUGAAGACUGGAGAGGGAGUCGUCGACUUGGAAAUCUGGUGGUUCGAUUUCUUGCCGCUUGCCUCAACGGUUACUUUUACAGAGCAGUAGGGAGUAGUAAUGCAGGUAUACGGAAAUCAUUUUCCCUUAAAGACCUCAGUGACAGUGAAAUUAAGCGUCAGCCUUGUGAAACUGAAGAAGAGGGUUCUUCUGUUGAUGGUAGUGAGAUACCAACAAAUAUUGACGACACAACUGAUGAGCUAUCCCCUGCUGAAAAGAAAACUAAGUAACAAUCUUCUUUUACACCUCUAGAGUAACGCAAGUCAAUCUAAUGGCAGUAAAAUACAUUGUAAUGUCCUGCUAUUAGAAAAUGUAUGCAAUAACCAAUUAUUCCUUGUUUUAAUAAAUGUCCAGGUGGGAAUACUUCUAUUAUUCCACAUUCAUAUUUGGUAAUAAACCAGAAAUGUGAAAAAAAAA